AUGGAAUCUUCGUAGGAAUAGUUUGGGACCACAUCAUCAAGAGUGCUGGUUAUCAAUCAUAAUCUCAAGGUGCUUGAUGUUGAAUAAAGAGAGCAUUAGCAGAUAGCUCUACAUCCUGGAUGGAAUGAACAUGAUCCUGAGGCGAUUUACUCUAACGUUGUCAUUUGCUUGGAGGAGGUUAGCAAAAGAAACAAUCUAUCAAGUCAAAAUGUGAAGGCUAUUGGCAUUACUAAUUAAAGAGAAACAGUGGUAGCUUUUGACAGAGAAACUGGCAAAGCAUUGUACAAUGCUAUUGUAUGGAAUGAUAAGCGCACCUCUGACGUAGUCAAGCAAUUCUCUGACAAGAACAAUGGAAAUCUUGAUGUCUAUAGAGAAGUCUGUGGCCUCCCAAUCAACACAUAUUUCUCUGCAGUAAAAAUGAGAUGGCUUUUAGACCAUGUUGAAGCAGUCAGAGAUGCCCAUGAAAAAGGAACACUAAAACUAACCUCAGGCAAGCAUAUUUUAACUGACUCUAGUAAUGCGAGCAGAACUAUGCUGAUGGAUAUACAUUAAUUGCAAUGGAGUGACUUUAUGCUAGGAGAAUUCGGUAUUAAGAAGGAGUGUCUUCCUGAGAUUAGAGUGUCUUCAUCAGAUAACUAUGGUGAAAUCUCUACUAUUGCCUGUGUUAAUGGAGUUCAAAUUACUGGAGUAAUUGGAGAUCAGCAGUCAGCAUGCUUAGGACAUUUACUUAAAGUAGGAGAAGUCAAGAAUACAUAUGGAACUGGCUGCUUCAUACUUAAGAAUGUGGGGGCUAAGCCAGUGCAGUCAACUCAUGGUCUUCUAACAACUCUAUGCUACUCUUUAGGAGAGGGCUAAACCUACUACGCUUUGGAGGGCGCUGUAGAGGUAGCUGGCGCAGCAAUCUAAUGGGCUAAAUCAGUAGGACUGCUUGGAGCAGUUAAGGAGCUUGAGAGUCUAUGCUACUCUGUAGAUGAUUGUGGCGAUGUUUACUUUGUGCCAGCAUUCAAUGGAAUAUUCUCACCUUACUGGAGAGAUGAUGCCAGAGGUUUGAUGAUUGGAAUCAGCUUAAACACUACCAAGGGUCACAUUGCUAGAGCCAUUCUAGAAGCGCCUUGCUUGAGAACAGCUGAGGUAGUGACAGCUAUGGCCAAGGAUAGUGGGUACUAGGUAACAAAGAUGAAUGUAGAUGGUGGAAUGAGUGUCAAUAACUUUGUUCUUCAAUCUUAAGCAGAUUUUACAAACGUUGAAAUAGUAAGAAAGAAAGAGAGUGAGAUUACUGGAAUUGGAGCAGCCAUUGCAGCAGGAUUGAAAGUAGGCUUUUGGGCUAAUAUUGAAGAAGUUGAAAAGAAGAUUGAGAUUGAUAGAUCUUUUAAGAGUGAUAUAACAGAGAGCUAGAGAGAUAAGAAGCUCAAGAGAUGGUAAUAGGCUGUUGAGAGAAGUCUCGGCUUCGGCUGGGCUGAAACCGAGGAAGCAGUUUAAUGA
Molecule: messenger RNA, 1482 nt
Organism: Stylonychia lemnae
Lineage: Eukaryota; Ciliophora; Spirotrichea; Sporadotrichida; Oxytrichidae
Source: the annotation of a GenBank genome assembly